Molecule: messenger RNA, 742 nt
Organism: Oncorhynchus tshawytscha (Chinook salmon)
Lineage: Eukaryota; Metazoa; Chordata; Actinopteri; Salmoniformes; Salmonidae
Gene: gpr141
Product: probable G-protein coupled receptor 141
Exons: 2
Coding region: 181-549 (122 amino acids)
Biological process (GO): G protein-coupled receptor signaling pathway
Cellular component (GO): membrane
Molecular function (GO): oxysterol binding; G protein-coupled receptor activity
Source: RefSeq, a predicted model, not a curated record
CUCUGUGGCUGAGCUGCCAUAUGUGUAAUCCCUUCUCGAGAAUGUGGUGUUGUGUGCUUCUGACUCUGCAGACAGUAUGUAAAAAGGACCUGUCAAACGCACUGUGCUUUCUUUACAAAGAAAAGGGGGUGGUAAAGCAGCUCUGCGAAGUUGGCGUCUCAGGUUCCCUCUAACUCUACCAUGUCCGACAAGCUGGAAACCAUGUCCAUCCUCAAAUUUACCCUGGUGUCCAUCUAUAGCCUGGUCCUGGUCAUUGGGGUCAUCGGGUUGGCCCUGAUGAUCCACAUCCUCCAAUCCAACAUGCGAUCAGUCAUCACCAUCGCUAUGCUCAACCUCACCCUGGCCCACUUCCUGUUCCUACUCACCGUACCCUUCAGGAUCUACUACUAUGCUGCUGGUUACUGGAUGUUGGGGGACAUGCUGUGUAGGGUGGUCAGUGCCAUGAUCCACGUGCACAUGUACAUGGCUUUUGUUUUCUACGUGGUCAUCCUCGUCAUACGACUGCUGGGGUUCCAUAGCAAGAAUGAUCGCUACGAGUUCUACAGGUAGUGAAGUUAACUACGUUCUACAAAUAGUUAACUGUGUCCUACAGGUAGUUAAUUUAACUGUGUUCUACAGGUAGUUAACCAUGUUCUACAGGUAGUCAACCUCAUUGUAAAGGUAGUUAACCGUGUUCUAAAGGUAGUUAACCCUCUGUGUUCUAAAGGUAGUUAACUAUCCGUGUUCUACAGGUAGUUAACCC